Molecule: messenger RNA, 3464 nt
Organism: Hypomesus transpacificus
Lineage: Eukaryota; Metazoa; Chordata; Actinopteri; Osmeriformes; Osmeridae
Product: solute carrier family 45 member 3
Exons: 10
Coding region: 929-2626 (565 amino acids)
Cellular component (GO): membrane
Molecular function (GO): sucrose:proton symporter activity
Source: RefSeq, a predicted model, not a curated record
GUUACACAUUAAUCAGGUACACAGCAAACAGAAGGACAGAACUGAAGUAUACUAUUCACACUUCAACCAGCUGAGAGACCUACAGCACUUAUAUUUGCUGAAUCAAGCAUAACAGCAGUGUCUGGGGACAACUGACAUGGCAAGGCGUUAACCUAACUAGCAGAAAACAGAACAGCUUUGCACAAUUACUCUCCAAAGCCUGUGCAGGAAACAUGGUUGCCAAGGCUACUCUCCCCAGCAGGUGCUGGACCAGGAUGUGAUCUCUGCUUUAUGGUGGCUUUUGCAAAUAUUCUGAAAGCAAUGUGGCCAUCUUAGAAGGACUUUCCAACCUCCACCUGACGUCACCUGAUCCUCAUAGAAACCUGGAAGAUUGUCCACACAUCUGCCAGCUCCGGCCAGGUUUAGCUCCAGGACAGGCCAGUGUCAGCUCCAGGACAGGCCAGUGUCAGCUCCAGGACAGGCCAGUGUCAGCUCCAGGACAGGCCAGGGUUAGCUCCAGGACAGGCCAGGGUUAGCUCCAGGACAGGCCAGUGUCAGCUCCAGGACAGGCCAGUGUCAGCUCCAGGACAGGCCAGUGUCAGCUCCAGGACAGGACAGGGGUCAGCACUCCUUUAUUCACUGACCACCCUUGCAGUGAAGAGGAAAACUGACCUUUCUUCACUGGACAUUGUCCUAAUCCAAAGACACACUGAAAGCCCCAUGGAAAAGCAAAAAGUCAACAAUCUACUGAAGCCCAGCCUCAGCACAGUUCAGAUAACCUAUGGACUGACAACUCUAAACCUUAACAUGGGCGGAGGAGAUCUGUGUCUCAGUCUUUCAUCCUGAAGUACAAAGUUGAAGCCGUCAGCAGAUCCGUCUCUAGACUGAAAGAGAUCAGGGAGAGAGAAAAAGGGGUAAUCAGGGGAGUCCAAGGCAGUGUGUGCGGGCCAUGCAAGGGUGUGUGUGCCAGCUCCUGCUGGUGAAUGCACUAGCAUAUGGGCUGGAGAUGUGUAUGGCUGCAGGGACCAUCUGCAUCCCUCCUCUACUGCUACAAGUGGGCAUGGAGGAAAGCUACAUGACCAUGGUGCUGGGUGAGUCAACGCAACAGGGAGUGGGCCCUGUUAUGGCCCUGAUCCUUGUGCCUAUGAUUGGAUCAGCAAGUGACUCAUGGCGUGGGCGCUUUGGUCGUCGACGCCCAUUCAUCUGGCUGCUGAGUGUGGGAUUUCUGUUGGGCUUGCAGAUCAUGCUCCAGGCCUCACGCCUGGCUGCUCUGUUCUCCCCACAGAAGCCCCACUGGUUGAAGGCACUGCUUCAAGCUGGGGCAGUGUGUAUGCUGGAAUUCUGUGGACAGGCCUGCUUCACGCCACUGGUGGCUCUGCUGUCAGACCUGUUUCCUGGAGAAGAGGAGAGCAGGAGAGCCUUCUCAGUGUACUCCCUCAUGAUCAGCCUGGGGGGCUGCAUCGGAUACCUGCUCCCGGUGGUAGACUGGAGCCACUCCUCCAUGGCAGUGUACUUGGGGGGCCAGGAGGCCUUCAUCUACACCUUGCUCUCCCUCAUCUUCCUCAUCUGCCUUCUCAGUACAGCCUUCAUCUCGGAGGAAAAAUGGACAGGGGGAGGAGGGAAGACAACCAGUAGGACUGCGGGGCUCAGCCCCACCUUGAAACCCUCCCCCUGGAGGAACCGCUGCUGUGCCCCCUCCCCUACACCCCAGUUCCCAUGUUUGUGCCUGGCACUGGGCCGCUGGUUGUUGAUGUGUGUUGUGGCGUUGCCGCGGGCGUAUGGUGUGUGUGCACGCAUUCCGGCAGUCAUGCAGAGGCUGUUUGUGGCAGAGCUUUGUAGUUGGAUGGCCCUAAUGAGUUUCAUGCUCUUCUAUGCCGACUUCAUGGGGGAGGGGCUGUAUAAGGGUGUGGCCCAUGCCCCACAAGGAAGUCAGGAUAUACUUCUCUACGAUGAAGGUGUGCGUGUAGCCAGUUUGGGUCUGUUCCUACAAUGCGUGACUUCUGCCAUCUGCUCCCUGCUUAUCGAGCGCUGGGUGGUGUUGCUUGGUGCCAGGGCUGUGUACUUCAGCAGCGUAGUUCUGCUGGCCUUAGCCACCGCCGUGAUGAGUCUGUCAGAGAGCGUGUUGAUUGUCACUGCCAUGGCGGCCGCAACUGGAUACACGUUCUGCGUGCUGCAAAUCCUGCCCUACAUGCUACUCUGUUUGUACCACUCCGAUAGACACGUGUACUUCUCCAGCUCCAAACUCAAACUGGCCUACCCUCAAGGAAGUGAUUAUCCUUCCUACUCCAAACCUCUCCUCUCCCCAGACUUAGCCAGUCUCCAUGGCAACAGCCACCCAGGGGGAGUCACUCUACCUGGGGCAUCUGGCUCUCUAACACCACUCUCCUGCCAAGUGCCCCUGCAGCUGGAGAGGGAGAGAGGUGAGGGAGACCCUGCAAACAUGUCCCAGAGAGGGAUGUGCUUAGACGUGGCUAUCCUGGACAGUGCCUACCUUCUCUCCCAGGUGCUGUCUGCGCUGUGUCUGGGCACUGUAGUUCAUCAGGCGGGCAGUGUGAGGGCCUACAUGGUGUCUGCCUGCUCUCUCAGCCUCCUGGCCCUGCUCUGCUCCACCCGGGUCACCUUCCAACUCAGUGACCUCCAAUGUUAACAAAGUACACACUUACAGGAGAGUGGUCACAGGAACAGCCUUGGCUCCUGGCCAACCACAGAGGUGACAGAGUAGAAGAGAUGCACUUCAAAUGGUGGGUCAUUGACCACAUGGAGAGGAUGGUUGUAAAAAGUGCCCAGUUUAGACUUGGGAAAACAUUUUGAGAGGUGGAUACACUGAAGUUGAUGAUAUCUUCACAAAGAGAAAACGACAUUCAGUAUUGUUAACUACUACAUAUUUUGAACAAUGCUUGUGUUAAAACAAUUAUGGAAGCUUAUGUUUGUCUAUUUAUUAAUGUGUUUACUUCCGGUUGAAGAGGUCUCUUAAGAAUGUCAUAAUCAUGUCUGUGUGUUUUUUUUGCAGCUGUGCACAGUUGCAAAAUUACACAGAGGAAGCUGUUCGUAACAUGCCACCUUAAAGUGUUUUCGAUUUGUUUUUGGGGAACAUUAUGGUCCUAUUGUCAGUAAAGCAUCUGCUCUUAAUGCUAAAUACCCAAUUUGCCAAUAGCUUAGUUUAGCUUUGUGCACAAACAACCCUUUUCAUACAUUUUUUAUAAAAAGCACAAUACUAAAAUAUACAAAUAAAUUAAAGCUAGAUAGACAAUGUUAUGGUGUAAUAAAUUGGUGUAUAAAAAUUGUGUAAAAGGUAGCUGUUUAUUUAGAAUAAUAAGGAACCUACAUUUCUUAAUGACUGAGAUGGAAUGUCCAGUAUGAAACAAAGGCAACAUGAUCCAAGAUACUUACUGUUCUUACCCAGGAGACCUUUCUAGUAUAGGACACAGAUAAAACACAUUUCAAAUUAUUCUGAAAAUGUAUUGACUGUUUUUGUCAUUAUGGGA